AUGAGCCAGAUAUUAGUGCUUCAUGUAACACUUGUGUUAAGUGUUGCCUCAGUCAUCAAUAAUGGCAGCAAUGCGUCUCAUCCUCACAAGAUGCUGAUUGGCUUCCAGGCUCCUUGGAACAUGUCCUUCCCCUUCAGCGCCCUGCGGCUGGGCUCUGCCUUACAGAUAGCUGUGGAGAAGGUGAACACCAAUCCAUCCUUCUUGGGAAACUACAGUCUGGAUUUUGUCUUUGCAGAUACAGACUGUAAUCCCAAACUUUCUCUGGGAGGGUUCAUUCAUCAGGUGUGGAAAGAAAACGUGUCUGCACUCUUUGGUCCAGCAUGUCCUGAAGAAGCCGAGGUCACUGGUCUCAUUGCAUCAACAUGGAACAUCCCCAUGUUUGGCUUUGUUGGACAAUCCUCCAAAAUGGACAACAGCGCCAUCUACGACUCCUACAUUAAAAUCACACCUCCUCUUAAAAGAAGCGCAGAGGUCCUGGUGAAGACCUUGGAGUUCUUCGGAUGGAGUCACAUAGCGAUGAUCGGCGGGGGAUUAGACUCGAACACUUGGGACAAAGUUGACGCUCUGUGGAAAACUGUGGAGAAUCCACUGAGAGCCAAAUUCAAAUUGACUGCAGCCGUCAAGUUUGACACCAGCGAUCCUCAGCUCAUGCAUCGAAAUGUUAAGUACGUCUCAACAGUCGCCAGAGUUAUAGUGGUGCUAACAAACAAAGAGGACUCUAUAGCUCUGUUGCUGGAGGCUGAGCGACAGGGCCUGAUGAAUGGUAACUUCAUAUUCUUCCUGGUGCAGCAUUUCGAGGACAACUUGUGGAGAUAUGCCCUGAACAACAACAUAAACCCCGCCACCAGAAGAGCCUUUGACAUGACUUUCAUCAUUGGCCAGAAAUCCUACGAAGGCUACGAGUAUUAUGACUUCUUUGAGCAAGUUUUCGAAAAACUUAAAGGGCAUCCGUUUAGGAGCAACUUGACAUCUUCAAGCGAGGUCAGCCCCUACUCUGCCUAUCUACAUGACGCAGUGCUUCUUUACGCAAUGGGACUGAAGGAAGUCCUGAAAGACGGCAAAGACCCUCAUGAUGGACGAGAACUUCUAGAGAGAUUAAAGAAUAAAAACAACAUUCGAUUUUAUGGUGCCUCUGGACUAGUCCACUUUGAUGAAGAAGGGGAAAGAAAUUUGGAUUACUCCAUUUAUGACCUGCAGCAUAUAGGAGAAAUUAUCAAAUUUGUGCCUAUCCUCGAUUUUGACAGUCACACCAAAGUUAUCCGGCCGACAUCUAUGUUUGAUUAUGUGGUGUGGCCCAAAGGAAAACCCUCUGAUAAACCAGAAUGUGGUUUCAACAACGAACUCUGUGAAUGGCUGAUUAAUGACAUUGCCCUGCUGGCUCUACUAGUGACCUUCCCCGUUAUCGGUGUGAUAGCAGUCUUGUGCAUCUGGGUCCUCAUUGUGCAGAAGUUACGACUCCAGACAAGACUUGAUGACUCGUGCUGGUGGCGGAUCAACUACAGAGACAUUGCCAUCAUCAGGGAGCCUUCAGGAAUUCAGAGUUUAUCUAUUAGCACGGGUAGUCAAAGUGGAAGUGCAGGCUCUCAGUCCAAUUUCUCCAACAACAGUUAUGGCCUGAGGGACAAGACAGGCAAAGAACAGGUCUUCAUCACCAUAGGCCUCUAUCAGGGCAAUCAAGUGGCCGUUAAGUACAUCAAGAACCAUAUUGGCAAUAAUGUCCAGAGACCUUCAAUUAUCGCAGAGUUCAAUGCGAUGAAAGAGAUGAAACAUGAGAAUUUGGUGCAGUUCUUUGGUGUGUGCAUUGAGCCACCAAAUGUCUGUUUGGUCAUUCAGUACUGCAGGAAAGGCAGCUUGAAGGAUAUUUUAAAGGCUUCAGAUGUUGAGUUGGAUAGGAUGUUCAAGCUGUCGUUCGCCUAUGACAUUGUCAAUGGAAUGGAGUUCAUUCACAAGAGUAGCCUGAGAUUUCAUGGGAACCUGAAGCCCAGCACAUGUCUGGUGGAUAGUCGACUCCAGAUUAAACUUUCUGGCUUUGGACUCUGGGAGUUUAAAUAUGGGACCAAAAACAAGAUCAUGCCGCUGGAAAAUCACAGUUAUGAAGGCAUGUACUGGACGGCUCCAGAGCUUUUGAGACAAGUCAAUCUCCAAGUCAAUGGAACGCCCAAAGCCGAUAUCUACAGCUUUUCCAUGAUCAUGUGGGAACUCAUGUACAACUCAAAAGCCGGCCCAUACGGUGACGUCAACCUAGACCCAAAAGAAAUUAUUACGCAGUUGCGGACUCAUUGCCAAGGGGAACUCCUCCGUCCAGCGCUGUCUGAAAUGUGCGAUGAGAACAUCAACUCGAUGAUAACGGCCUGCUGGAGUGAAAAUCCAGACCACCGACCACCGUUUGCGUCUAUACGGAGACAGCUGAGGGACACCAGCCCCGAUAGUCAUGCAAAUAUACUGGAUAAUAUGGUGGAAAAGUUGGAGAAAUAUGCAAAUCACUUGGAGGAGGUGGUGGAGGAGAGGACCAAUCAGCUCACAGCCGAGAAAGCCCGUGCAGACAAGCUUCUCUCCAGCAUGUUACCAAGGUACAUCGCAGACCAGCUGAUGGCAGGUAAGUCAGUAGAGCCACGUAGCUACGAAAUGGUGACCAUCUUCUUCUCUGACAUCGUGGGCUUCACCUCCAUGUGUUCGGUCAGUUCUGCGAUGGAGGUGGUGACGUUCCUCAACGACCUCUACAGCCUCUUUGACGACGUCAUCAAGAUGUACGAUGUCUACAAAGUGGAAACAAUUGGUGACGCCUACAUGGUAGCCAGUGGUUUACCUCUCAGCAAUGGAAAUAAGCACGCUUUGGAAAUAUCCACAAUGGCUCUGCAUUUCCUGGGUGCCAUCAAGGUCUUUAAAAUCCACCAUAUGCCUAGUGAGAAUCUUGCAAUACGUAUUGGGAUACAUUCUGGUCCAGUAGUUGCUGGAGUGGUAGGCAGCACUAUGCCUCGCUACUGUCUCUUCGGUGACACGGUGAACAUGGCCUCCCGCAUGGAAAGUAACAGCUUACCCCUCAAGAUCCACAUAUCUCAGUGCACUGCUGAUGUUCUUGUUCAGGCUGGAGGCUUUGAGUUGGAGGAAAGAGGGGACGUCGAUAUUAAGGGUAAAGGGUGUCAUAAGACCUACUGGCUGCUGAGCAAACAGGGAUUGAAUUUUCCUCAUGUUGCUCACAGCUCUCCACCAGCUGACAGCUUCAAACAUCUGACAGAGGUAAAGUAG
This is a messenger RNA of Scomber japonicus (chub mackerel), 3246 nucleotides long. It is a transcript of the gene gucy2g, whose product is annotated as guanylate cyclase 2g. NCBI's taxonomy places the organism in Eukaryota, Metazoa, Chordata, Actinopteri, Scombriformes, Scombridae. Gene Ontology annotation, cellular component: membrane. The record is from RefSeq and is a predicted model, not a curated record. Gene Ontology annotation, molecular function: peptide receptor activity; guanylate cyclase activity; protein kinase activity. The coding region runs from base 1 to 3246 and encodes 1081 amino acids. The transcript is spliced from 21 exons. Gene Ontology annotation, biological process: intracellular signal transduction; protein phosphorylation; cGMP biosynthetic process.